Messenger RNA from Bolinopsis microptera, 2357 nucleotides. Its product is annotated as sphingomyelinase phosphodiesterase C-like. Gene Ontology annotation, molecular function: phosphoric diester hydrolase activity. The coding region runs from base 13 to 1473 and encodes 486 amino acids. The transcript has a single exon. The record is from RefSeq and is a predicted model, not a curated record. NCBI's taxonomy places the organism in Eukaryota, Metazoa, Ctenophora, Tentaculata, Lobata, Bolinopsidae.
UCAUUGCAGGUUAUGUUGGAAGAAAAGGAUGAGACAGAUUCGGAUACUUCUCGCUACCGCAGUUCACGAAAUAUUAGUGUAUGGUCUGGCAUAAUACUCACAGUUCUUCUUGCAUUCCUUUCAUACAUUCUUUACCUUCAAGUUCGCCUGAGCUUCUUCUUAGCACCCCUCUCAUUAGACUAUGAUAGAUACACUAAGUUUGGAAUAAUAUCUGACUUACAUCUUGAUCUAAAGCAGAAUAGCACCGCUUGUGAGUGGUGGAAUGGAACAUAUUUUACACACUAUCAAAGUGAGUAUGGUUCUACUGGAUGUGACACAAAAUAUGACUUCGCUACAGUCACUGUUGACAGUUUCUCAGAUCUAAUUGAUGAUGUUGGUAAUGUUGAUCUUGUAUUUUGUUUGGGUGAUUUUGUGAAUCAUUACACUAGGAACUAUGUCGACAAUAGGGACGUUAUCGCGAAUUCGUCUGAUUUGUUUCAUUCAAAAUUUGAUAUCCCAAUCUAUUCAACCCUUGGUAACAAUGAUAUGCCUGAAGAUUAUAUGCAGCCAAGUAACUCUAGUCAAUUUUUUGAGAGCAUAUGGAUGACGAUAAUUCCGAUGAUGAAUGCUUCAACUGAUGUACUUGCCAAACACAGAGCAAAGGAAACUUUUUUGACUGGAGGCUAUUUUACUUUAGAGCAUUCAGCAAAGCUUCAAAUUGUUUCACUCAAUUCCAUAACCUUCUCUGUAAGGUCUAAUGUCAACAUUUCAUCGGGAAUGCAGCAACUGCAGUGGCUAUCUGAAGUUUUAUCCAAUGCUGCAAUUCACAAAAGGGCUGUGGUUAUUAUUGGUCAUAUUUGUCCCAGUUUAUCACUAUUCCAGGUUUCCAAAUAUAAACCCAAUAGGACAAUGAUGUGGAAGGAAGACUAUAUCUCAAGAUACAAUGACAUUGUCAGCGCCUACAGUGGUGUCAUCAAGUUCACACUUUUUUCUCAUCACCAUUCUUACCUUUGGUUUGUUCAGCAAAUGCAGGACCAUGAAUCGAAGUCCAGCUUCGUGAGCUAUUAUGUGCUUCCUUCAAUAUCCCCUGUAUAUGAGAACGAACCAGCCUUUUCCAUCGGAGUUGUUGAUAAUCAGUGGAAUUUGCUGGAUAUUUUGAACUACUUUUGUCCACUAUCUUUCUAUGCAAGGCAAGACAAGGAGCCGAAAUAUCUCUUUCAAUUUUCCUUUAAAGAGAGUUACUUUUACUAUCACGACAAAAAUCACGCUAUUGUUGAGGACAUCCCGAUUACAAAUGAGUUCCUCUUUACUCUAACAUCCAGACUCUUAGAUGUUCAGGACAUGCAAAACACAUACAAAAAGAUUCUAUACAAUUCAUACCAGUUCCUCUACAACUUUGCUAAUGUUUCUCCAUAUCAAAUGUUUUGUACCAUGACCCAAAAUACAGUUGAGGGUGUCAAAAAAUGCUUUUCUGAUUACAAUUUCACAUUUUGAUUCGAGCCUUUCGAUCAUAUUAUUAUCUAAUAUAUGAUACUUGAUCAGUAUAGAGCUGUAAGGUCUAAUGUCAACAUUUCAUCGGGGAUGCAGCAACUGCAGUGGCUAUCUGAAGUUUUAUCCAAUGCUGCAAUUCACAAAAGGGCAGUGGUUAUUAUUGGUCAUAUUUGUCCCAGUUUAUCACUAUUCCAGGUUUCCAAAUAUAAACCCAAUAGGACAAUGAUGUGGAAGGAAGACUAUACAAUUUCACAUUUUGAUUCGAGCCUUUCGAUCAUAUUAUUAUCUAAUAUAUGAUACUUGAUCAGUAUAGAGCUCUACCUUAUCGGCCUUAAUUUAAACGACUAUUAUUUAAACUAUCUGCCCUUUUUUGGUCACAAUUGGGGCUGCCUACAGUUUGGUCCGCUCAAAUUAGUGCCAAUAUGGUAUCUUGGCUAAAGUUGAAAUCUCAAAAUUUGAAACUAUGUACUUUAAUUAAUUUAUUGAUUGGCGAUAAUGCUUUACUCAUAAUAAUUGAAUUUUAUUGAUUUACCUGCUAAAUUUACCUAUAAAUAUUUGUUAAUAUUAUAUUAUCACAUUUGUUAAUACUAAAAUGAACCUAUCACACCGAGGUUGGAAUUGCUAAUUGGUUAAGGUUGAAAAGAGAAGUGUUCCCCUGAGGGGGAAAUACAUUUUAAAACUUUGUUUCGUUUUACAAGCUGAACUUCGUUGUAUAUUAUUUUUUAAAUGAAUUAAAUUAUGUAUGUGGAGUUGACAAUAAAAACUUAGUGGGAAAUUGUUGAGCAGUUAUCUGAUUCAACAAUAAACACACAUAUCACGUCUCAAGUUAAGUAGCCCAUUAAAAAUAUUGUAAACUUCCUAAUUUGGCUAACCUCUCAUUUUCUGCA